AGCCUUACACCAACACACAACACACCGCACACAGAAUACAACAAACAAAUAGUAAGCUAAAGCGAGAGGGGUUUGUUUUAAUCAGUUUUGCACACCGUUGUUCGCAAUUGACACAAGCGGAGUUUGCAUGGCAGUUGGACUCGAGCAAGCGAUUAGUGCGGCCACCGGAGAACGGUUUGCUCAAGUUUUGAAUCGGUACAAAACGACAGUGGCAUAAGCAGAUCUAUUGAUACACAGACUAGGGCAAGAUUAGAGCAGUGAGAUUUUCACGGCUCCUUGGCUGUGUGUGAUUAUCAUUAUUGCCAGCGCCAUCACACGUGCGUGUGUGUUGGUGCACCGUCCGUGUGCAAUACGGCCCCGCACGGGGUGCCAGUUAACAACGAUCAAAGAAAAACAACACAAAACAACAGAAACGUCGACAAAACGGCCCUGUUUCCCACCCUCCAGACGUACACACCCGGUGCGCGCACCCACUACCAUCCAUCGGACGGACGGUGCAGGUCCGGCCCGUCAGAUUCGUCGUCGAGGUCGUACUGAUUACGCUCUCCUGGCGGGUGUAAUACAGCAAACGGAACCGUAACCGGACGGUUGUUACAAGCAAUCUUUGCGCGACGCGGGGUUCGGUGUGUGCGUGUCUACGCGGAACGAGCGAGAACCACGGCGGUAAUCCGACGAAUAUCCGAACGACCGGAACAUCCAUCAUGAAGCUGGAAUCACGACCAAUCACGGAGAACCCGAUGCAUAUAAAGCGUGCGUCCACGGAGAAGCUGCGUGAAAUCUUUGGCAAAUAUGCAACGCAGCAAGUGAAUGGCGAACCGUAUAUGACCAGCGAAGACUUCGUGCGGAGCUUUCUCGGACAAUCGUACAAUGAGGAAUCGAUCAAACUAAUCGCCGGUAUUGCCGACACCAGCAAGGAUGGGCUCAUCUCGUUCGCCGAGUUUCAGGCGUUCGAGGGUCUGCUCUGCACACCGGACGCCCUGUACAAAACCGCGUUCCAGCUGUUCGACCGUAACGGUAACGGCUCGGUCACGUACAGUGAGUUUGUCGAUGUUUUCAAAAAGACAGAUCUGCACGCUAAAAUACCGUUCAAACUGGACGGCCCUUUCAUACAGCUUUACUUCGGCAAGGACCGGCAGCGUGUGAUCAAUUACGUCGAGUUUAGCCAGUUUUUGCACGACUUCCACGAGGAGUGUGCGAUGGAGGCGUUCCGCUUGAAGGACACCUCCGGUUCCGGGUUUAUCUCGGCCCUCGACUUUCAGGACAUAAUGGUAAACGUGAAGAAGCAUCUGCUCACUAACGAGGUGCGCGAUAACUUGAUUGCGGUAACCGAAGGGCACCGGGUGAGCUUUCCCUACUUUAUGGCAUUUAAUUCGCUGCUCAACAAUAUGGAGCUGAUCAAGCGCAUUUACCUGAACGCGACCAGUGGCAACCGGGCGGAACCGAUCACCAAGGAUGAGCUGUUGCAUUCCGCGCAAACGAUGAGCCAGAUAACGCCACUGGAGAUAGACAUACUGUUUCAGCUGACCGGCGUCAUACAUCAGAGUGGACGGAUCGUGUACAAUGAUCUUAGCAACAUUGCGCCGGAACAUUACAUUAAGAACAUCACGCAUCGGUUAGCAGAAAUCAAAGCCGUCGAAUCGCCCGCCGAUCGGUCGUUCUUGAUCCAGAUAAUGGAGAGCACGUACCGGUUUACGCUAGGUUCGGUUGCUGGCGCUGUCGGUGCCACGGCGGUCUAUCCGAUCGAUCUGGUGAAGACACGCAUGCAAAACCAGCGUACCGGUUCGUUUAUCGGUGAGGUGGCGUACCGGAAUUCGUGGGAUUGCUGCAAGAAGGUCAUCCGGCACGAGGGCUUCCUUGGGCUGUACCGUGGUUUGGUACCGCAGCUGAUGGGUGUCGCACCGGAGAAAGCGAUCAAGCUGACGGUGAACGACUUUAUGCGGGAUAAGCUGACGGACAAGCAGGGCAACAUUCCGCGAUGGGGCGAAGUGCUUGCUGGCGCUUGCGCCGGUGGUUCGCAAGUGAUUUUCACCAACCCGCUGGAAAUAGUGAAAAUUCGGCUACAGGUGGCCGGCGAGAUUGCGGGUGGUGCCAAGGUCCGGGCGCUCAGCGUGGUCCGGGAGCUCGGUCUGUUCGGGCUGUACAAGGGUGCGCGUGCCUGUCUGCUCCGGGACGUACCGUUCUCGGCGAUCUAUUUCCCGAUGUACGCCCACACGAAGGCAGCGUUCGCGGACGACGAGGGCUACAACCAUCCGCUGACACUGCUGGCGGCCGGUGCCAUCGCUGGCAUACCGGCGGCCUCGCUCGUCACACCGGCGGACGUGAUCAAGACCCGGUUGCAGGUGGUGGCCCGUACCGGCCAAACGACCUACAGUGGGGUGAUGGAUGCGGCCAGAAAGAUUAUGGCUGAGGAGGGUCCGCGUGCCUUUUGGAAGGGAACAGUCGCUCGCGUGUUCCGAUCGUCACCACAGUUUGGUGUGACCCUCGUGACGUACGAGCUGUUGCAGCGCAUGCUGUACGUAGACUUUGGCGGAUCGCGCCCGGCCGGUUCUGACGUGGCGAAGGCAAAGGUUGAUCUAGCCCGCGUUAAUCCGGAUCACAUCGGUGGCUACCAGGCGGCCCUGCCCAUGCUGAACGGCAUCGAGACCAAGUUCGGGCUCAGCCUGCCCCGCUUCGGCAGUCCGGCACUGAAACGCCAAGCGUCCUGAUAAGGUCCGUGCCAUCGUGGAUGGCCGGAUGGACGGACUGUCGAGGAUUUGUUAUGCCGCUACUCUAGUUACGAUAUUGAACUUCCUAAGGAACAACAAAAAAAUCACACACACAUACAGGCGCAAACACACAGGCACUUAUACAUAUACACAGAACAGCAGAUAUACAUAUUAUAUAUAUUGUGCGAUUAUUAUACGCUACUACUACUACUACCACUUGCUGCUGCUACCAGAGCUACCGUUACUAUGCACUGCUGCGACAACUGCAACACAUUUUCGUGGUAACACGACGCAAAACGAAUUUAUCUCACCUCAACGCAAUGCGCUCACCUUAAUCUCACCAUGAAAGCAACUUUUUCGGAAUUGAACCUAGUAGCCUAGUACGUCCACGAACAGAGCGCCCGUUAGCGCCAGCCAUCCAACCAGCAGGCAACCUGCUGUCCCCUCAACACGUCACGCGUUUCUACAGCGAAUCGGAUGUUGGUUGGGUUUUUGUUUUACUUUUUUAUUGUUCUUCACCAUCAUUCGAAUUCAUUUUUGAGUUACUUUUUGUAUUUUUUGUUUUGAAAAGUUGUUUUAAAUAUUAUUGUUACUAUACUUCCGGUCUCGGCAGUGAUUUUUUAUGGUACGGAACAGUAGAAAGGGAAGUAGGAAGGGUUUGUUAUCAACACAUAUAACACAUUCGCCUAGCAUUUCGCCUAAUUACGGGCACAUUCUGGUUCUGCAUUUGCACGUGCCAUCACAUACAUACACACACAUGGAACUGGCACCAGUUAGGACACAAUUGAAAACAAAAGACUCCCAAAAAACAAAAUGAUGAACGCGUACACAUACACACACACACCGUAUUGCAAAGGAUGCAGCGUGACUAUUGAGUGGAAUUGCUAUCCGUCGUGUGUUUGUGUGUGCGCUCUCAUAAUGCAAUAGUGAGCGAAAAAAACAAAAGGAUUGGAAGAAAGGGAGCACAGGGAUGGGGGGGGGGGGCGUGAAAGUGGGACAACAAACAAAAUCAACAACAACAAAAAGAAACAAAACUACAAACGGGAAAUGAAACAGAAUCACCUCAUCGCUAAAAUAGUCCGAUAAGUAGACAAAUAAAAUUAUUAUAACUAAUAAGUGGAAACAGCUUUAAUCAUUGUUUCACAUAUUUGGGUGCCGAUUCUGUAUUCUUCUUCUUUUUUAUGUAGUAGUAGUGUGUAUGCUUUUAUAUUACCUUGCUCUUGGUGCCCCGUUUGAUUGAUGGUUGAUAGAGUGAUGGGAAACGAUUGAAUAUUUGAUUGUCUUUACGCACAAUUUCGCCGGAUGUCUUAUCAAGCUCACGACGGUUAAUGCUUUGGAGCAGUAACGCGCCUCAGAUGCGGUCUUAUUUAUAACAUACUCGGUGCGCUUUGUGGCACUGCUGGCGAUGAUCGACUACGGUGACCAUUAGUGGUGGAAAUCAACCCUAAAGCUUCUUAACCCUUACCGGAGCAAUAGGGUUUAAACAAAAACAAAAUGUGCAACUCGUCGAAAAUGGAGAACAAGUGCUUUAACUUUCGGUCUAAGUCACACCAAAUGGCUAUGAAAUACUUCAGUAAAGUGAAUAUAUACAUUUAGAAAUUUGAAAAAAAAUAAAACAUAUAUUAUUGAAAGGAAAUGUUAUACAGAUAUUGGAUAAAGACUAUUUUCAUGAGAUCCUCGUUGGAGCAACUGAAUAUAUUAUAUAACCCUGUCUUUGAACAAUAUAAAAACUAGACUUUGAAAUACCCAAUAGGAUUUCGUAUAAAUUCACCAAUCACCAACAAAGAAGAUUAAAAUAUAUUGUGGAAGGUGUGUUAGAUUUAAAAAAAUGCAAUUCUUUCGAAAUUGGUGAGCGUUUUAAUUUUGUAAGAAAGAUGUUUU
Molecule: messenger RNA, 4586 nt
Organism: Anopheles moucheti
Lineage: Eukaryota; Metazoa; Arthropoda; Insecta; Diptera; Culicidae
Gene: aralar1
Product: calcium-binding mitochondrial carrier protein Aralar1
Exons: 10
Coding region: 702-2705 (667 amino acids)
Biological process (GO): malate-aspartate shuttle; L-glutamate transmembrane transport; aspartate transmembrane transport
Molecular function (GO): L-glutamate transmembrane transporter activity; calcium ion binding; L-aspartate transmembrane transporter activity
Source: RefSeq, a predicted model, not a curated record